AUGUCUGAGAAUAAUUUUGAACAGUUUUCAGAUUCCUAUCUGUUAGAUGUUGAUAAAACCUUCGUUGGCAACGAACAGUUGAUGGAAGGUUUAUUCCAAAGAAAGGAAGUCUCUGGAUCCUUUGAUAACUCUAAAUUACCACAUCCAAUUGAGGCUUUAACCACAACUGAUUCUAGCACAUCUCCAGUACAAAAACUCGUGACUACGACACCUUCAACUCCAGCAAAUGCAGAUGAACAAUUAAAGGAUAAGUUAAAUCUUGUAGAAGAUUCAGAUUUUUUGCUAGUAAAUCAUCCAACUGAUAUUUUGAAACCGGAAACUAGUUUAUAUGGAAGCACAAGUUUAUCAGUAAAAUCAUUAUUUGGGAAUUUAUCCCUGCCAUUACUGUUUUAUAUGUUCAUUUUUGUCUUAACAAAUACCGCUCAACCACUGCUGAUUCUACUGUUAAGGAAGAAUGGAGGAACACCAGUACUUAGAAUAAUUACUCAUUUUUUUGCAGAGUGGAACCUACACAUUUCUCUUUCCAACAUAUCUGGCGAUGGUCUUCGUAGGAACAUAUCCAACAAAAAAGUCAAUCUUGUUGGUUUAGUUAUAUUUCAUAAACAAUUUAGUCAAGAAAAAUGGAGAUACCCAAUCAUCCUAUCAUUGAUGGAUAUAAUACACCAAGUUGUAGAAAAAGCUGGAUUGGUUUACUGUGGACCAUCAAUUUAUUCAAUCGCAUCUAGUACCAAUACUCUAUUCUUGGCACUAUUCUCCAAACUAAUUCUCAAGCAAACAGUUACCAGUUUAACUUGGCUGUCAAUAUCACUUAUAUCAUUUUCGCUUGCGCUAAGUGGAUACGUCCAUACAGAAUAUAUAACCUCAUUACAUAUUCUGGGAUUCUUCUUAGUAAUGCUUGCGUCCAUGGUGGUAACACACCUUCCACAGAGCGCUCUUAACUCAAUAAUUGGAGAAAUUUUACUCAAAAAGGACACAAUAGAAGGCCCUAAUCUAGUGUGUAUGAUGGGAUUAACCUCCCUCACCAUCUUCACGAUAUGGACAAUGGUUUGGACUGUACCUCAGAGAAAAACCUUAUUCGCAACUGAUAAAGAAAUAAACCCGUUUGACUUGCAAAAUGUUUUGAAGAUUCUAGGUAUACUCUUCCUGUCAAAUUUCGGAAGAUCCUCAGUAUACUACUAUAUCAUUAAAAAGUCAGGAUCAGUGUGUUGCGGAGUUCUAAAGGCGCUUAGGAUCGUACUAGUUGUCUUUGCAGACCAUUUCUUGUUCUCAUAUAUAGACGGAAGUCAGAAAAUAACCCCGGGAAAAGUAGUAGCAGCACUGAUUGUAAGUCCACAUUAA
Molecule: messenger RNA, 1338 nt
Organism: Theileria annulata
Lineage: Eukaryota; Apicomplexa; Aconoidasida; Piroplasmida; Theileriidae
Exons: 6
Coding region: 1-1338 (445 amino acids)
Source: RefSeq, a predicted model, not a curated record